Messenger RNA from Perca fluviatilis (European perch), 1528 nucleotides. RefSeq names its product TNF superfamily member 14 (gene tnfsf14a). Gene Ontology annotation, cellular component: membrane. The record is from RefSeq and is a predicted model, not a curated record. Gene Ontology annotation, molecular function: tumor necrosis factor receptor binding. The transcript has 6 exons. Bases 293 to 970 code for a protein of 225 amino acids. Gene Ontology annotation, biological process: immune response. Lineage: Eukaryota; Metazoa; Chordata; Actinopteri; Perciformes; Percidae.
CAUGUGAAUGCCAUCAGAUCUCCUGAAGUCAGAGACCAGCCGGUGUCCGCUGGGUGAAAUGAGGGCAAAGCCAACAUCCAGACCUGACCCAGCUAUCACCUGUAAAAGAAACAAGAGCAGUUAAGGGGGGGCUGUGGGUAAAACCAGACAAAAAGCCGGGCCUAAAGCCUGGACAUUAAGGAUGUUUUAAGAAUAACUUGAUAUUGCCCCUUUGAAGCAACACCCUCUGCCAACGUCUGGAGGAUAUUACCAAACAGAAUCGGUUUUCAGUUACAGAGAGAGCCCCGUAGGUAUGUCCAAGGAUGGAUACCCCUCUGUGUAUGUGGUGGACACCCAUGCCACCCGGCCUCCACUGCCACCCAGGCUGAACCAGGGGCGACAGCGUGCCGGGGUGGCACAGACCCUGCUGAUCCUGCUGGUGAGCGUGGCGUUGUGCGGCAUGGCCAUAGAGGCCUGCUUCAUCUACCGUCUCUACCAAACUAAAUCUGUCCCCUCAGCAUCGUCCUCUAAGCUCAUUGCAGGUGAAGUCAUUACUCCUCCCACUAAAAGUACCAGUGUUAUUCCUCCUUCCAAACCGGUUGCACAUCUGACAGGUGGACAAGAUGUAGUUCAUGAAAAUCAUAUCAUGGCAUGGAGCAUGAUUGCAGACCCUCUCCUCUAUGACAUGGACUACAAAGACAGAGGUCUCGUCAUUCAGAAGGAGGGUUAUUACUAUGUAUAUUCCAAGGUUUCCUUCUUUGCCACUGAUAAUUUUAACCACUCUGUUAAUCGGAAAACUGACCGGUACUCUGGGGGAGUUAUUCCCCUCCUGAUGUCCAGAUACUCAUCCAGGGAAACGCGAUCCAACAGUUACCUGGGUGGAGUGUUUCACCUCACAAAAGAUGAUGUCCUUUUUGUACAAGUGAGCAAUACCUCAAACAUUCGGCAACACAAUUCCUUUGAGAACAUCUUCGGUGCAUAUAUGAUAUAAAUAUCACAUUGAUGUUUCACAAUGGAUCCAAACGCUCGGAAAAGAGUAAAUAACAGUUGAAAAUAAAUGCUAUAGAAUCUUCUUGAGAAUGAUUGAUUCUCUUUGAAGAAAAAGUAGGUCCAUAACCGGAAAGAUGAAGGUGUGAAAACCUCUUUGUGCCUCUUUGAGUAUUGUGAAGGUUAGGACCGUGCUGGAGGCAUUUUUUAUAACUUGUUUGAGUAUGUGUAUUUAAAAACUUUUCUCAUCAGGGAAUUUUAUAUGCUUUUUUUUAUACUUUAAACAUAAUCGUCUGAAUGUUACAAAAUGAGAUAUUAUAGAUAAAAACUUUCAUACAUUGUUCAGUUUUUUUAGUAUAAACGUAUGUGUCAUAUUCAUGCUAAAAUUAAAAACAUGCAAACUGUCUCCUUAUACAUUUCUUUUCAUUCUUGCUGUGACAUAAUACUGCACACUAUUUAUGUAUUCCUCCAGUGGUAGAAUGAAUGAUAUAACCGCUUCAAUUCUGCUGUACGUAUGUACAAUAUUGUAUACAGCAUAUUGAAAUAAACACAUGAUUCAAAA